Molecule: messenger RNA, 1661 nt
Organism: Anthonomus grandis grandis
Lineage: Eukaryota; Metazoa; Arthropoda; Insecta; Coleoptera; Curculionidae
Gene: y
Product: protein yellow-like
Exons: 8
Coding region: 159-1544 (461 amino acids)
Cellular component (GO): extracellular region
Source: RefSeq, a predicted model, not a curated record
GUGAGCCCAUACACUUUCUCCAUUUUAUAAAAGAAGGAAAAAUACGGUGGCCAGUUUUAUUCUUGAUUUAGAGACUGAUUGUUGUUGUUAUAGUGUUUUGUGGUCGUUUGUGUCUAGGUGUCAUUUGGAUAAAGUGUUUGCCACACAUUUCUGAAUAAAUGUCAAUGAAAAUUCUCAAGAAGUUACUGGUCAUCUGGACCCUCUCCUUUGCCACAUCCGAAUGUUCGAAACUUCAAAAAUACUUCGAAUGGAACAUCCUGGAUUUCGAAUAUCCGACGAAAUUAAACGACAUGGCCAGAGGCAGGAUCAAGCUGGAAAACGCUUUACCUGUGGGAAUCGAAUUUUGGCAUGACAAAAUGUUUAUUACGGUCCCCAGAUGGAAAGAAGGUAUUCCAUCGACGUUAAAUUACGUACCAAUCUUGUCGCCCCUGAAGAACCCACCGUUGAUGCCUUAUCCGGAUUUGGCAUCCAAUGAACUUGGGAAUUGUGAAAGAGGGUUGUCUACAGUCUACAGAAUCCACGUGGAUCAGUGUGACAGAUUAUGGGUACUGGAUACCGGUACUUUCGGCAUAGGAAACACCACUCAAAACCCGUGCCCUUACGCCAUCAACAUUUAUGAUCUGAAAACGGAUUCCAGGAUACACAGAUAUGAAUUUCGUAAAGAGGACACCAAUAGUAGAACCUUUAUAGCUAACAUUGCGGUUGACCUGGGAAAAUCUUGCGACGAUGCGCACGCGUAUUUCAGUGACGAGUUGGGUUAUGGGCUCAUCGUUUACUCGCUAAGGGAGAAUAAGAGUUGGAGGUUUGAGCAUAGUUUCUUUAUGCCGGAUCCGUUGAAAGGUGAUUUUUACAACGACAACCUGAACUUCCAGUGGGGCGAGGAGGGUAUCUUCGGCAUGAGCCUAACCCCCGAGGGAAAAACCGGUUUCCGAAUUUUACACUUCAGCCCGUUGGCCAGCCACCGGGAAUUCGCCGUUUCUACAGAGAUUUUGAAAAACUCUUCGAAAACCGAGGACAGUUAUCACGAUUUUUAUUAUUUAGAUGAAAGAGGGCCAAAUACACAUACGACCGCCCGAGUAAUGACGAACGAGGGAAUUCAAUUUUUCAACCUGAUCGAUCAAAAUGCCAUCGGUUGUUGGAACUCCAAGAAACCUUACGGGCAGCAAAACAUCGCAGUGGCUGACAAAAACGACGAACUUAUAUUCCCUGCUGAUGUCAAAGUUGACAAGAACAAUUACCUUUGGGUUAUACAGGAUCGCAUGCCAAAGUUCCUUAUCUCGUCUCUGGAUUAUUCUGAGCCGAACUUUAGGGUGUUUUUCGCUCCGGUGGACGUACUCAUAAAAAAUACCGUGUGUGAAGAGAGUAAACCUGUACCCCAAGACAUUAACGCUCUGUAUUACGUUAACGGGGGUUUCAGUAACCCUUUGUAUAAAAACGUUUAUACUGACCGAAGUCUUAAGGAGGGCGAAUACGUUUGGCAGAAUAACGGCGAACAGUAUUUUUUGAACGAUUAUUUAAAUAGUAACAAGAGGUAUUCGAUAUGAUACAUGGUUUGUAAUAGGUUUAUUGAAUUAUUAUGUUAUUAAUUGAUUCUCUUCUUAUGUGAGUUAAUUGUCAGGAUUCAAGGAAGUAUUUUUAAUAUAAGUUUUUUUUUAAGUGAA